Molecule: messenger RNA, 5122 nt
Organism: Antechinus flavipes (yellow-footed antechinus)
Lineage: Eukaryota; Metazoa; Chordata; Mammalia; Dasyuromorphia; Dasyuridae
Gene: PLPPR4
Product: phospholipid phosphatase related 4
Exons: 7
Coding region: 235-2538 (767 amino acids)
Biological process (GO): phospholipid metabolic process; axonogenesis; phospholipid dephosphorylation
Molecular function (GO): phosphatidate phosphatase activity
Source: RefSeq, a predicted model, not a curated record
GCUGGAGAGAGCUGAGGGAGAGGGAAGCUGGGAGAAGGGGAAGGAGCCAUUGUAGCAACAGCUUUGGAGGUUAGAUGGGUGGCGGGAAGUGCUAGAGGAGAAGCAAAAGGGGGCAGUUGAUUGGGGAACAGAGUGAAGGGGUCAGAAAGGACCCUGCAGCUCGAAACUGACAGCACUGUGGCAGCAGUGCUGCAAAGAGGGGGUGGGGAGAGGUGAGAGGAAGCUGCUGCAUGCAUGCAGCGCGCUGACUCCCAAAGCGUCCAGGGGGAAUGUGACAUCAGCGCCGGGCGCUGGCGGCUGAAAGAGGCAGCAGCGGCGGCGGCUCUCCUCGGAAGUGCCUCCAGCUCGGCGCCCCCUGGAGAAGACCCCCGACCCUUGCCCAAGGCAGGCAUGUCGGCCAAGGAAAGGCCAAAGAACAAAGUGACCAAGGACAGCGUCACCUUACUACCUUGCUUUUAUUUCGUGGAGCUGCCCAUCUUGGCUUCCUCUGUGGUCAGUCUCUACUUCCUGGAGCUCACAGAUGUCUUCAAGCCGGUGCACUCGGGAUUCAGCUGCUAUGACCGGAGUCUCAGCAUGCCCUACAUCGAGCCCACCCAGGAAGCUAUCCCAUUCCUCAUGUUGCUUAGCUUAGCUUUUGCUGGACCUGCAAUUACGAUAAUGGUAGGAGAAGGAAUUCUCUACUGUUGCCUUUCCAAAAGGAGAAAUGGGAUUGGAAUGGAGCCCAAUAUAAAUGCAGGAGGCUGCAACUUCAACUCUUUCCUUAGAAGAGCCGUCAGAUUUGUUGGGGUUCAUGUAUUUGGACUUUGUUCUACCGCUCUUAUCACUGAUAUCAUACAACUAUCAACAGGAUACCAAGCACCAUAUUUUCUGACUGUAUGCAAGCCAAAUUACACAUCUCUGAAUGUAUCUUGCAAAGAAAAUUCCUACAUUGUAGAAGACAUCUGCUCAGGAUCUGACCUCACAGUCAUUAACAGUGGAAGAAAGUCAUUCCCUUCUCAACAUGCCACCCUAGCAGCCUUUGCAGCUGUGUACAUUUCAAUGUACUUCAAUUCUACAUUAACUGAUUCUUCUAAGCUCCUGAAACCUCUCCUGGUGUUUUCAUUUAUCAUCUGUGGCAUCAUCUGUGGUCUAACAAGGAUAACACAGUAUAAGAACCACCCGGUCGAUGUCUAUUGUGGCUUUUUAAUUGGAGGAGGAAUUGCUCUAUACUUGGGAUUGUACGCUGUAGGAAACUUCCUGCCAAGUGAAGAAAGUAUGUUUCAGCAUAGAGAUGGCCUCAGAUCUCUGACUGACCUCAACCAAGAUCCUAGCCGAGCAUUAUCUGGUAAAAAUGGUAGCAAUAGUGAUGGGAUUGCUCAUACUGAAGCAAUCCUAAACCGCAACCCAAGAGAUGCAAGUUCACUGACAAACCUCAAAAGGGCAAAUGCUGAUGUGGAGAUCAUCACCCCAAGAAGCCCCAUGGGGAAGGAAAAUAUGGUGACAUUCAGUAACACAUUACCCAGAGCUAAUACCCCAUCAGUGGAAGAUCCUGUGAGAAGAAAUGCAUCAAUUCAUGCCUCCAUGGAUUCGGCCCGAUCAAAGCAGCUUCUCACCCAAUGGAAGAGCAAGAAUGAAAGUCGAAAAUUAUCCCUGCAAGUCCUAGAGCCUGAACCUGGCCAGUCUCCACCAAGAUCUAUAGAAAUGAGGUCAAGCUCUGAACCAUCAAGAGUAGGGGUUAAUGGAGACCACCAUGGACCUGGAAAUCAGUACCUGAAAAUUCAGCCUGGCAACGUUCCAGUAUGUAACAAUAGUAUGCCUGGUGGACCAAGGGUGUCUAUUCAAUCUCGACCUGGUUCAUCGCAGCUGGUGCACAUUCCUGAAGAGACCCAAGAAAACAUCAACACUUCUCCUAAAACUAGCUCUGCCAGAGCCAAGUGGCUGAAAGCUGCUGAGAAGAGUGUUGCUUGUAGCCGGAGCAACAGUCAACCUCGGAUUAUGCAGGUCAUCGCCAUGUCAAAGCAACAAGGAGUCCUUCAGAGUAGUCCAAAGAACACUGAAGGUAGCACAGUCACCUGCACUGGAUCUAUCCGAUAUAAAACCUUGACAGAUCAUGAACCUGGUGGGAUUGUGAGAGUUGAAGCCCAUCCUGAAAACAAUCGACCAAUCAUCCAGAUCCCCUCUUCAGAAGGAGAAGGGAGUGGAUCUUGGAAAUGGAAAGCCCCUGAAAAAGGCAGUCUUCGUCAAACCUACGAGCUCAAUGACCUCAACAGAGACUCUGAGAGCUGUGAGUCCUUAAAAGACAGUUUUGGGUCUGGAGAUCGGAAGAGAAGCAACAUUGACAGCAAUGAGCACCAUCAUCACGGAAUCACAACCAUCCGCGUCACUCCAGUAGAAGGAAGUGAAAUUGGCUCUGAGACAUUGUCCAUCUCCUCAAGUCGUGAUUCCACAUUGAGGAGAAAAGGUAACAUCAUCUUAAUUCCUGAAAGAAGCAACAGCCCAGAAAAUACUCGGAAUAUCUUCUAUAAGGGGACCUCCCCAACGCGAGCUUACAAAGACUGAGUGACGAUCAUUGCUGACCAUUGCUUUAAGCAGGUCCACUCCAGGAAGAUCACGUGUCAAUAUCACUAGUGUUCUAGAUGUAUUUUUUGAGCUGGUACAGAACAAACCACUCACUGCGCCAAGUCAUUCAUCUUCAGCCCACCGUUUGAUAAAGGGCAAGGAACUAUCGUUUGCAUGGGCUUUUGUAUUUCUUUUGAUGGGGGAGGGGGGAACAAAGCACAAUGCAAGAACCUAACCAAUGUGAAGCAUUUUCUUAUAAUGUGUUUCUCCAGACCCAGAAACAUCAAGUAAUAAUUUUUAAAAAGACAUUUUAUCUGUGAAUGUGCCAACUUGGGGGGGAGGGGCUUUAUAUUUACACCUGGGAUCAAGAAUAUAUGUACAUGUAUAUGUAUAUAUAGAGAUAGAUAGAUGUAAAUGUCAUUAUUAUAUAUUGACUUCACCUAUUCUUCACCCCACAUUUGAUACCAGGUGGUGCUGUUCUAAUGUGAACAUAUUUGACCAUUUAAACUGUUAUUGGUCUGUGACAUGUUGGUGUGCAGUUCCUUGUAGAGAAAUACUGCUUUAUGAUGAGGAUGCUAGCUGCAUUGUCGUAGAAUAGGAAACCCUCCUUGCUUCCUUGUAGUGGAUCUGUCACAUUAAAUGGUCGAGAAGGUCGUGUGUCUUUUUUCUUUGACAUUGUGCUUUCUACAAAGGCAUUUCACUGAGAUGUCAUGACCAACCUUUCUUCUGCACAGUUUCAUUGCUGCUCAACUUCAUCUAAAUACAGGUGCUACUAAUGAAGACCCUGCUUCUUAGUGGGUAAACUUGUAUGAUUGUUUUGAACAUUUUCCCCCCAAGGGUUUUUUUUUUAAGGAACACAAACAUAUUUGACAUUUUCAUGACUUUCUUCUCUUGUCUUGUCAGCUUUUUGGUUCUUCUCAUGAUUUCUUCUAAAAACUGAAGCAUUGUCAACAUUAUUCUGGAAUGAGAUAUGCUAAAAUAAUCUUAGAAACCAUGGUAACCAAACCCAAACUUGGUCCUUGGUAGUUGCCAACAACCAAAUAGCAAUGAUUCAAGACAAUUCUUAGAAGUAACUAUCCUACCUGCUUUGCUUGGCAUCCAGUCCAUAUAGCCCCCCCAAACUAAAAUACAACUUAGUUCCAAAUUCUUCAGUUUAGAACACACUGGGAUUCUUUAAGAAAUUAGCUUAUGCCACAACAGUUGGUUUUUGUAUUUCUUCUUUGAAAUAAAAUUUUACCUUAUACUCUGAAAAGCCAGGAUCUUAAAAAAAAUGGAAAUGAACUGGCCAGUUUAAUAUAUUUGAGAAUGUUCCUUUAGAUUGGUCUAAUAAUCUGGGAGUGGACAUAGCAUAUGUGGGGGCUGCUUGUAAAGGAAAUAACCCAUCAAUGUCCCUUUUCCAACCAUGAAGUCGUAAGCCUGCAUCCAGGGAUAUUAAUCCCAUCCACAGAGAUAUAUCUUAAAGAAAUAAACUGAUUUUUAAAACUUUCCAAAUAAGAAUUUACAAUUUUUUUAAAAAGUAUGAGUGACCAUUUGGUUCUCAGUGUUUAAUAUCAAAUGUUUUUUAUUCACUUCCUAAGGAUUCAAAUACACUGGCUUGGUGAUGGUCUCUGGAAAAAGGCCUACUGGCUUUGACUUCAUUCCGUGACCUAGUGAAAUGGGCAGGCAAGAUUUGUUUGUUUAAGGAGAAUGACAGCUUCAAUCAUUAGCAGCCUCAAAACAGAAAGAGGGGGAUGUAAGCUGAGAAAGCUGAAAACCCAGAGACAGUGAUGCUAUGGUGAAGAGAGCAGAACUGGGGAAAAUGGCAAUAAAAAAAAAAAAAAAAAAACUAAACAAGGUCCUUUCUGAUAAUUUAGUCCUCAGAGUGGGAGUGAAAUGUUGCCUUUCUCCCUCCCCUCUCCCACACCACCCAGCUUCUGACAGCUUGUAAAAGGGUGGAAGGUGGGUUGAUUUUAGUACUCUAAAAAAUAACUGCAUUAUUUCAGGUGCAGAAUAAUAUUUCCUAAACUUUCCUAUUUCUUAACAGAAGAUUUUAAAGUACUUAUGUAAUCAUUGGAGAGGUUUUUUUUUCUUUAAAUAAAUAUUGAUAUAUUAUUUUGUACUCAAAGUGCCAAAGGCUACAGUUUUUAAUAAUAAUUUAUCAAAUUAUAUGAGUAUUAAAGAAAUAUAAUAAGAUAUUAAUUAGAAUUCAGACCUCUGCAUGUAUAUUUGAUAAGAUGUCUUUUGUACAAAAUAAAAUAACCUUUGUUUACAUUCCACUGGGACCUUAAUUUAAAUGAUUCAAACCAACAGGUGGCAUCUCUUCUCAGUGUUCAAUUUGUCUUAUUUAUUGAAGGGAGUGUGUCUUCCUUCAUUAGAUUGUGCUUUAAUGAGAAAAAAGUAUUGAAUAAAGAAAAUUAAUUAUGUUUUUAAAUAAAAUAUAUAUAUAUACAUAUAGUAUUGUGUUUAAUAAAAUGUUAUGCAAUGUUUUCCAGAAUGAAAAGAAGUUUGUAAAUUGGUAUAAAUGUAUUUUAAAUACAAAUUGAUGCUAUUGUGAGUUUAUUGUGUUAAUAUCAUAGAAAUAAAUAUUGAAAUUCCUCACUGAAAA